Sycon ciliatum is the source of this 2280-nucleotide messenger RNA. RefSeq names its product phosphatidylinositol 3,4,5-trisphosphate 3-phosphatase and dual-specificity protein phosphatase PTEN-like. Bases 95 to 1576 code for a protein of 493 amino acids. Gene Ontology annotation, cellular component: cell projection; cytosol; plasma membrane. Lineage: Eukaryota; Metazoa; Porifera; Calcarea; Leucosolenida; Sycettidae. The transcript has 13 exons. Gene Ontology annotation, molecular function: phosphatidylinositol-3,4,5-trisphosphate 3-phosphatase activity; protein tyrosine phosphatase activity. Gene Ontology annotation, biological process: negative regulation of cell population proliferation; phosphatidylinositol dephosphorylation; cell motility. The record is from RefSeq and is a predicted model, not a curated record.
GGAGUAUGAUGUUGCCGUACUGCCGUUUUUGAGCAUGUUAUGGCUGUUGAUUUGGGCUAGGUAGCCAACAGCUCGUGUCGAUGGCGCACAGAAGAUGAUUAGAAGAACACUCAAACACGCUGUGUCCAAGAAAAAACGGCGGUUCCUUGACCUUGACAAUGGAUUCGACUUGGACCUCACCUACAUUACGCCGCAGAUUAUCGCAAUGGGCUUUCCGGCGGAGAAAAUCGAAGGCCUUUACAGGAACCACAUGGAUGAAGUAGUUCGGUUCUUCGAAGCGAAGCAUGCUGACCACUACAAAGUCUAUAACUUGUGUUCCGAGAGAACGUACGAUGCCGGCAAGUUCCAUGGAAGAGUUGCUAUGUACCAAUUUGAGGACCAUAACGCACCGCCGUUUGAGUUGAUUGAGCCAUUCUGCAAGGAUGUGCACGAUUUCCUGAGCCGGUCGGACGAGAAUGUAGCCGUAAUCCAUUGCAAGGCUGGCAAAGGUCGGACAGGAGUGAUGAUUUGUGCGUACCUGCUGCAUGCUAACAUGUUCUCGACCAUCCGCGAGUCUCUUGAGUUCUAUGGUGAAACGCGUACCCAGAAUGCAAAGGGAGUGACCAUUCCUAGCCAACGGCGGUAUGUGUACUACUAUGGUUUCCUUCUCAAGAAUAGUCUGGUCUACUCACGGACCACUCUACUGUUGAAGUCGAUUAUUAUUGACGGCAUUCCUCAGUAUAGCAAUGGCUGCCCAAUGUGCUUUACGGUGAAGCAAUUGAAGGUCAAGAUAGCUGUGUCAAAAGUCUAUGACGCGGAGCGACAUAGGCGAGGCGACUGUGUGGACAUGCCAUUAGAGCCUCCAGUACCGGUCUGCGGCGAUAUCAAGAUAGAAUUUUUCCAUUGUCUUAGAUUCAAGAAGGAGAAAAUGUUCCACUUCUGGCUAAAUACGUUCUUCGUGAACCAUGAUUGCUUAGUCGACGACUGGGAUAUGCCUGGAGGUGCGAGUGGACAAGAUGACUCCACUAGCACAUCCAGUGGUAGUGGCGUUCAGUCAUCUGAAAGCAAGAGUAGUGUGGGAGGUGGUAUCAGCCCAACUGAUAGCAAGCAGAGUGUAUCGAGCUCGAAUACAGCGUCAUCUGCUGGAGAGCCUGCAGCAGCGGCGGCGGCAGCAAUGCGACCACUUGUUGCACCUGCCCCCAGCGGUCACAGUCGGUUUGGGCGUCGGCGUGGUGGAGCGGGCAAGUCUGCGGUGAGCGUCCAUAGUGAGCUUGGUACAAGUAGCUCUGCAACACAUUUACCGUACUACGGUCAGCCCGGCACGCAUAUUGUAUGCAUUCAGCAAGGUAACCUGGACAAGGCUAACAAGGACAAGCGUCAUUAUCCUAACGGGUUCAAGGUCCAUGUUGUGUUCUCCGUCGUGGGUAGCCGGCAGAAUUCGGAUAGCGACAAUGGAGGGUACGAUGUGGACUCCGGCGCGUCUGAUGACGACAACUACAACUACUCCGACACAGAUCCUGAAGAUUUUGAGGAUUGGAAGAAGACCGAUCCAGUCACCAAACAACAGCACGCGCAUCAUCAUCAAGCAUCAGCAUGACACAUUCACCUCACAGCGCUCUCUCUCUCUCUAUCUCUCUCUCUCUCUCUCCGUCCUUCGCUUGCCGUCAUAUUUUCGGCAUCAUGUAUGCUCCAUCAAGCCCGGCUAUUCUCUGCUUACACCAAAAAUACAUACAGACACAAUUACAGUGGACUCCUGCACGUGUCCCAUUCAUAUUAUAUUUCCCUUGCUUUCAGAAAUGGUCUCAGUUGAACUGAAUUGCUGCACAGAGUUUGUGCCCGGGACCGAUUUCUCAUUCAUAGUCAUGUUUUUUUAGUUCAUAAUAUUGAACUGUAGCAUUUCAUUCACUCCCCUCCAGCGUGACAUUGUCUUUAUGUGUUUGAAGCGAAUUGAUUUGCCUUUCAUAUAAUAAAAUAUCUCAUAUCUUUUUCAUAUAAUUCAUUUGUUUGUUCGUUCGUUGCCUGAGUAUUGAAUGUUGGUUAUUUGAGGUGUCGUCUGAAAACAAAUGAGACUGCCAUCUGUCGUAGCUCUGUUUAAGAAAGCAAUCCAUUUUUAGAAUUGUUUUAUAACUGUGCUCUUCUCUCCUCUCCUCGCUGUGGUGUACUUGACACACACACUGGAUCCCUGUACCAUCCUAUUGUCUGUUUGUUAGUGUCCUGUGUGACUGUCUAUGUUCUACUGCUACUACUACUCCAACUACUAUUGUUUAUUUCGUUUACCGAGAGACAAAAACUUCAACCUUG